GAGGGAAGGGGAGGGGGUCGGAGGCGGGCGUUUGGAGGUGAAGAAGAAAAACGGAGAUGGCGAAGAGGAGGGCGGGCGGUAGCGAGUCGGCGGUGGCGGCGUCUUCCUCCGCCGCCUCGCCCAUAAACAAUCUGGACGACGGAUGCCUCAUGCACAUCUUUAGCUUCCUCAGCCCCAUCCCAGAUCGGUAUAACACUGCCCUCGUUUGCCACAGAUGGUGCUACCUGGCAUGCCACCCUCGGCUAUGGCUGCGCGUGGAGAAACCCAUGAAAAACAUAGCUGAGCCUGGAGUAUUCAUCAAUCUUGAGGCUGCAAUAUCUGCUGCAAGGCCUGGUGAUACCAUCCUGAUUGCUGCUGGUGGGGAUCAUGUUGCUUCUAACAUCCAGAUUCAAAAGCCUCUUUGCAUUAUGGGUGGUGGCGAAAUUCCAGAUGAUACCAUAUUGACCUGUUCUCGUGGCUCUGACAGUGCAUUGGAGUUUCUUUCCACUUGCAAGGUUGCAAACUUGACAAUCAGAGCAGAGCUGGGGUGUUGCUUGCUUCACCGAAGUGGGAAAUUAACCAUUGAGGGGUGCAUACUUCAGUGUGAAGAAAACCCUUUGGAUCAUCUCUCCUUCCCAAUAGUGAGCACAGCCAGCGGAUGUAGUGCAUUUGCCCCUUCAGUGAAGGGACAUGGAGACAGCGUCACAGUCGCUCGGACAAGAAUUGAAGGCGGUGCUAAGGCAGUUCGAACCAGUGGGAAUCUGGUGUUGCAGCAUGUGCGUGCCAUUUAUUCGCGAACUUCAAUCUUUUUCUGGUUUGAAGUUGGCGAACAGCAAGUAUCUGCUAAGGCAUGAUGUACAAGUAGUUUCUGUUUCUGUUCGCCUUCUAUUUGUUACAAUGGCGCCUAAUGUAUAGAUUGAUGAUGAUUCACUUAUAAAGAGCUUGUUUUCGACCUUAAACAUGAUUGCUUUGGUUAUUGACCGGCAAACCUCAUUAAAAAAAAAAACAAGCUAUAAGAUCUGUUUGUGUAUCUUA
This is a messenger RNA of Phoenix dactylifera (date palm), 1014 nucleotides long. It is a transcript of the gene SKIP5, whose product is annotated as SKP1/ASK-interacting protein 5. Gene Ontology annotation, molecular function: protein binding. The record is from RefSeq and is a predicted model, not a curated record. Lineage: Eukaryota; Viridiplantae; Streptophyta; Magnoliopsida; Arecales; Arecaceae.